AGACUGGCAUUGUAGAUUGGAUCACAGCAGGGCAUUGGCAGUACCUUAUUUGGUAUAUCACUUUCUCUCUUUCUAUUGCAGGCAGUAUGAUUAUUUGCUUUGAUGGAUUUUAUCUUCGCAGGUCGAAAACAUAUUCUAUUGAUAAAUGCGUUGGCCUGAUUUGCAUCCUUCCUAUCCUUAUAUCUGUUAUUGCAGCCAUUACACCUAAUUCAUUUGAACCUUGGACACAAAAUUAUGUUCAAUUCAAGAGAUCUACAGGUUUUGUAACAUCUUGCUCAAUGUUUGAUUCAACUCAAGACUCGACUUAUUCUUUGCUCUAUCAAAGAUGCCUGUUAAAUGAUUUUGUAUUGAUGUGUGCCAUCCUACUUUGCUUUAUCUGGACAAUACUAACUAGUAUUGCUAUCAGGGCUUCUUUACAGGAGAAAAAAGAGCGGGUCAGAAAGAAUCAAACUCUACCUGCAUUUUUAUCACAAGAACCUAAUUGGGGUCGAUAUAUUCCUGAUCCGCCUUCCUCUAUUUAUUCUGCUAGUACCAUCGGCUAUUCUGGUCUCCUUAUACCUUCAACUACAUUGACAGAAAAAAAACACAAAGAGUUUUUUUGUAGUGCAAGUUUACCACUUACUACCAAGAUACCUUUGACAUUUGACUAUCGGCUUUCAUUUUCAGAUGAUUAUUUUAAGAAAGAAGGAGACGAAAAGAAAUCAUUGUUUGAUGACAAAUUGUUCAAUUAUAAAAACGGAGAAGACACUUUUGAUAAGAUGACAGAAAAGCAAGAGGAGAUGAACGAACAGACUCCUUUUCACCUUUAUCCAUAUCUUGAUCACACUUCUCCUGAGUCAGUGUUAUUUGGAGAGAGGAGCCCUUCAACACCGCUCUAUAGCAAGUUUGCUGGACAACAUGUUCAAUAUUAAUGUAGUAAUAAAAUUACUUUCUUUAUUAAUCUUGACAAACACACUGAUGAUUAUAGCAGCCAUCUGAAGUCUUGCCUAAAGAUCGACAAACCGAAAUGCAUCCUUCGUGAUUGCUUUUUCUGCAACUUCCUCUACCUUCACUGGUACAAUAGCAAGUAUCAUUAACGCACAUUGGCUGCAUAAAUUCAUAUCUGCAGUCAUACGAGCAACGUCUUUCAUCACUUAUUGAUUCACAUAGUCCUUCUUGGAUAACCAUUGUUGUUUCGAUGGCAGACACAGAUACACUUGCAAGCAACAAUAGAAUGAAU
Messenger RNA from Gilbertella persicaria, 1219 nucleotides. RefSeq lists its product as uncharacterized. NCBI's taxonomy places the organism in Eukaryota, Fungi, Mucoromycota, Mucoromycetes, Mucorales, Choanephoraceae. The coding region runs from base 87 to 911 and encodes 274 amino acids. The record is from RefSeq and is a predicted model, not a curated record. The transcript is spliced from 3 exons.